Molecule: messenger RNA, 702 nt
Organism: Camellia sinensis
Lineage: Eukaryota; Viridiplantae; Streptophyta; Magnoliopsida; Ericales; Theaceae
Source: RefSeq, a predicted model, not a curated record
AUGGUUGUCGAAGCUGGGGGUUAUGAGUCAUUAACAUUUGAUGAGCGAGAUGCACGAAAUUACAUUGACAGAGCUAGAAAAUUAAGGCUUGGAGAAGGAGAUUCCGAUGCACUUCAAAAAUAUUUUUUGAGGAUGCAUGCACAAAAUUCGAGUUUCUAUUAUAUGAUUGAUGUUGAUACUGACUUUCGCAUAAGAAACUUGUUUUGGGCGGAUGCAAUGAGUCGGGCGGCUUAUGAAGAAUUUGGAGAUGUUGUUUCAUUUGACACAACUUACCUCACUAAUAAAUAUGAUAUGCCAUUUGCUCCGUUUGUAGGAGUUAACCACCAUGGACAGUCGAUUUUGCUUGGUUGUGGGCUGUUAUCUAGUGAAGACACUGAUACAUUUGUUUGGCUGUUCAAAUCAUGGUUAAAUUGCAUGUCAGAUCAUCCCCUAAAAGCUAUAAUAACUGAUCAGUGCAAAGCUAUGCAAAAUGCGAUAGAAAUUGUCUUCCCCAAUACUCGACAUCGAUGGUGUUUAUGGCAUAUCAUGAAGAAAAUUCCGGAGAAAUUGAAAGGGUAUUCCCAAUAUGAAUCCAUGAAGAUGGAUUUGCAAAAUGCAAGAAGAUUAGAAAUUGAUGAUCAGACAGGGAUUGAGGUGUCUAGAAAUUAUCACUCAAUGGUUGUUGAAGCUGAGGGUUAUGAGUCAUCAACAUUUGAUGAGUGA